This is a messenger RNA of Apaloderma vittatum (bar-tailed trogon), 2269 nucleotides long. RefSeq names its product zinc finger and BTB domain containing 2 (gene ZBTB2). NCBI's taxonomy places the organism in Eukaryota, Metazoa, Chordata, Aves, Trogoniformes, Trogonidae. Gene Ontology annotation, biological process: regulation of transcription by RNA polymerase II. Gene Ontology annotation, cellular component: nucleus. The transcript has 2 exons. The record is from RefSeq and is a predicted model, not a curated record. Gene Ontology annotation, molecular function: RNA polymerase II cis-regulatory region sequence-specific DNA binding; protein binding; DNA-binding transcription factor activity, RNA polymerase II-specific. The coding region runs from base 13 to 1581 and encodes 522 amino acids.
GUUAAGUUUUACAUGGAAGUCAUUUGCUUUUCAGAGUGUAAAAAAAUGGAUUUGGCCAACCAUGGACUUAUUCUGCUGCAGCAACUAAACGCUCAGAGAGAGUUCGGUUUCCUGUGUGACUGCACCGUCGCCAUUGGUGAUGUCUACUUCAAGGCACACAAAUCGGUCCUUGCUUCUUUCUCCAACUACUUCAAGAUGCUGUUUGUUCAUCAAACCAGUGAAUGUGUCCGUUUGAAAGCAACUGACAUACAGCCAGAUAUCUUCAGUUAUCUUUUGCAUUUGAUGUACACGGGGAAGAUGGCACCGCAACUCAUUGACCCAGUUCGACUGGAACAGGGAAUAAAGUUUCUGCAUGCAUAUCCUCUAAUUCAAGAGGCCAGCCUUGCAAGUCAGGGAACUUUUUCUCACCCAGAUCAAGUUUUUCCAUUAGCAUCUUCAUUAUAUGGCAUUCAGAUUGCAGAUCACCAGAUAAGACAUCCCACUAAGGUUACAUCAGCGACUGACAAACUCGGGCGAGAACCAAGGCCACAGACAUCACGGAUGAACCAGGAGCAGGUUUCUGAAGGCCCACAGCUCUCACAGUUAGCUACAACUCUGCCACAAGUGACCCGGACAAAUAUGUCCACUGCUGACCCGUUGCCAUCUUCUUUAUCUCCAGAAUUGGUAUCUGCUGCUGGUAAUAAUUCACCUGCAGGAGAAGAGGCCAACAUGGAAGCAUCUUCUUCGGACGAGCAGCCUGCCUCGCUCACAAUAGCACAUGUCAAGCCAAGCAUUAUGAAAAGGAACGGAAGCUUUCCAAAAUACUAUGCCUGCCACCUCUGCGGUCGUCGGUUCAAUUUGCGAAGCAGUUUACGUGAGCACCUGCAGAUCCACACGGGAGUUCCCUUCACAUCUAGCCAGCAGGGAGAAAGUAAUAUUUCUUUGUCUCUCUGUAACAACACAGCUGAUAAAGAUGCCGUGGAAGUGCCUGAAGCAGGGAUGAUUAGUGACAGCGAGCUGCAGCAGAUCUCAGACUCCCCGAUAAUCGAUGGGCAGCAGCAGUCAGAGACACCGCCCCCCUCUGAUAUUGCAGACAUAGACAACUUGGAGCAGGCAGAUCAAGAGAGGGAAGUAAAAAGACGGAAAUACGAAUGUUCCAUCUGCGGUCGCAAAUUUAUUCAGAAAAGCCACUGGAGGGAGCACAUGUACAUACACACUGGCAAGCCCUUCAAGUGCAGCACUUGUGACAAAAGCUUUUGUAGGGCUAACCAGGCUGCCAGACACGUGUGCCUAAACCAGAGCAUGGACACGUACACUAUGGUGGACAAACAGACUCUGGAACUCUGUACUUUCGAGGAAGGCAGUCAAAUGGACAACAUGCUAGUACAGACCAACAAGCCCUACAAAUGUAACUUGUGUGACAAAACAUUUUCAACUCCCAAUGAAGUAGUCAAACAUUCGUGCCAAAAUCAAAACUCUGUCUUUACACUAGAAGAAGAUCGCUCCAUUCUGCUAGGUGGUGGGGACACAGAAGCCACAGAGACUGAUAACGCAGUGUUAGCCUCGAUUAAAAAGGAGCAGGAAGCAGUGUUGUUAGACUGAAUGUGAAACUUAUAUCCAUUUUUUAAAGUUUCUUUACUCAUUUUUUAUUAAAUCAAUUUCCCCUGCCCCCUUACCUCACUUACCCCUGCCAUCUUUUCCACCAGCCUCCUUCCUGCCCUUUGUCUUCAGCAACCAGAACUGUACCGGUGUGUUAGGAAAUUGGACUUUGCCUCUCCUACCAAAACAAACAAAAAGCUCUUGCAUCAAAAGACAACAUAAUUGAUUUUAAUACAAAGGAACGUGUGAAAAAAUAAUCCAGCUAACUAUGUUGAUAGUAUUAGUUAAUCCAAGUUGAGUAGAUUUUAAACAAAAUUUAGAUUGCUUAAAAGUGUAUUUAGAUACAAUGAUGAGUGUAAUGAGAAACAGAGUAUCAGUUUGGUAAGCAAAGAAUAUACAUACAUGUAAGUGUCCCUGGUAAAAGGCAUUUUGAGAAGAUCUGGCAAAUUAAACACCAUGCCUUUCAGAAGUCCAUAUGCAAGUUGAUUAAGGUUAUACCUUGAAGCCCUCAGAACUUUUCUCAAUGAAUGUGAAAAUCUCUGUUCAUUGAGUUAAGAAGAGCUGAGGGUGUUGGAUUUCUUUUAGCCUUAUGUUUUCCUUCAAGUAUGCCUUUGGGUAUCUGUUUCUGAUAACAUCACUGAGUCAAGCAAAGGAGUUACUUAGUCAAAUUUUGAUUUAAGUAGCCGUAAUA